This is a messenger RNA of Pelagomonas calceolata, 951 nucleotides long. Lineage: Eukaryota; Pelagophyceae; Pelagomonadales; Pelagomonadaceae. The record is from the annotation of a GenBank genome assembly.
CGACGCUCUCCGGUCGGGAUUAACGCCAUCGACGCUACCCGAUCUCCGUAGCACACGCGGCACGUCGCCACAGCAUCAGCGCGCAGCUCACCGAAUCCCGGCUUUCGCGGGCGCAAGCGGCAAAAGGGCAGCCUCUCCCACCACACCUCGACGAGCAGCGCCCGCUGCCACCAUCAACCAGCCACCAUGCCCGUCAUGGACGCCUUCAAGCAGACGUCGGCCUGUCCCACGGACUCCGUCGUGAGCAUCAAGGCCAGGCACGCCGAGCCCGUCCCGAACUCGCACAAGACGCCCGCGCCCGGCGCGUACACCAUACCAGGAGGAAUUGGGGAAAAAGCAGGCGUCUAUAAACGGGCCAAGGGCGGCCGCUUCGGGAAGGAACGGCGGGGCCAGGACCCCGAAGACCGGGAGAAGGCCUGCAAGCCCGGUCCGAAAUAUGCUCUCGGAAGCACGAUGGGCCGGCAGAUGCUGAGUACGCGGCCCGGCAGUCCCGCCACGAAGAUGGGCGGCCGCUACAGCGUCACCCCGAAAGUUGAUGAAUCGUUUACUUGUCGGGCGGAUAGCUUCUUGAGACCUUCCAGCAGCCCAAAUGCCCCCUGGGCGCCGCAGUACACGAUGGCGCACAAGGUGUCGCCGAUCAAGGCGGACCACGCGGACAACCCCGGGCCCGGGGCCUUCGAUCUGGAGAAGUAUACCAAAGUUGAGAGGACGCGCUACGGCUGCCCCGUGACCAUUAAGGUAAGGCACGGCGCCAAAGAUAGAACGGACGGCCCGGGGCCCAUGCGCUGCCGGACGGACUCGGGGUUUGGUCGUCAAAUCGUCUCCACGCAGAAGAACGGGCCCGCCUGUUCGUUUGGGAGGCGGGGGCGGGCGCGCAAGUUGGAUGAUGGUGGCCCGGGGCCCGGGGCCUACGGCUAGUAGGGGCGCGUAAUUUUAUCGUGAGUCUUGGUA